This is a messenger RNA of Zootoca vivipara (common lizard), 4683 nucleotides long. RefSeq names its product TLE family member 5, transcriptional modulator (gene TLE5). Gene Ontology annotation, molecular function: transcription corepressor activity; protein binding. Gene Ontology annotation, cellular component: nucleus; transcription regulator complex. The record is from RefSeq and is a predicted model, not a curated record. Lineage: Eukaryota; Metazoa; Chordata; Lepidosauria; Squamata; Lacertidae. Gene Ontology annotation, biological process: negative regulation of canonical Wnt signaling pathway; regulation of DNA-templated transcription.
CGCCUCCGCAGCCGCCAUUAAACAAUAGCUGGGGAAGGCGGAGCGGCGCGCACGGGUGUCCGUCUCCUUUUGGCAAAGCGCUGCGCCGCUCGGGCCAGGCCUGAGGCCGCGGGGAGGGUCGCAUCCGGAGCCGGGGAGAGCGGUCAGCACGACCUGGAGCGAGAGGAGGAGCGAGAUCGGGAGUGAAAGGAGCGGAAAGAGAGAGGCGCGCGUGUGCGUCUGCGCCCAACCUCGCCAAGGACGCAUCUCCGGGGCCCUGCUUCCCUGCCCAGGCGCAGCAAGCAAGGAGGCCGUGCGCCUCGCGAGGUUUUGGGGUUUUUCUUUUUCCUUUUCCUCCCCUUCUUCUUUUCCCCCUCCGGAGCUGCUGCUGCUGCCGCUUGCAGAGGCCGCCGGGCGGAGGAAGGAGCCGCCGGAGCAGCCAGGAGGCGAGGGGAAGAAGGCGCGCGCGCUCCGGGCCUGCUUUGCGGACGCCUUUGGCGCAAGGGGGAGGAAGCGCGCUCCGGAUCCGCCGCCGCCGCAGCCCUGCGCCUCGGAUCGGGGCCUGACAUGAUGUUUCCUCAAAGCCGGCACUCGGGUUCUUCGCACUUGCCCCAGCAAUUGAAGUUCACAACGUCAGAUUCCUGUGACCGGAUUAAGGAUGAGUUCCAGCUGCUGCAAGCUCAGUACCACAGCCUAAAAUUGGAGUGCGACAAGCUCGCCAGCGAGAAGUCGGAGAUGCAGCGCCACUACGUGAUGUACUACGAGAUGUCCUAUGGGCUCAAUAUUGAAAUGCACAAACAGGCCGAAAUUGUCAAGAGGUUAAACGGGAUCUGUGCUCAAGUGUUGCCCUAUCUUUCCCAAGAGCAUCAACAGCAGGUCCUCGGAGCCAUUGAGCGAGCCAAGCAAGUGACGGCGCCGGAACUCAACUCUAUCAUCCGGGUCCGUGGCGUUCCGUACGGGAACUGGGCGCAGCAGCUCCAAGCUCACCAGCUCUCCCAGCUCCAAGCUCUCGCCUUGCCCUUGACCCCACUGCCCGUGGGGCUGCAGCCCCCGUCGCUCCCGGCCGUCAGCGCCAGCAGUGGCCUGCUGUCGCUGUCCGCCCUCGGCUCGCAAGCUCACCUCUCCAAGGAAGACAAGAACGGCCACGACGGUGACACCCACCAGGACGAAGAUGGGGAGAAGUCGGAUUAGACCCGGUUUGGGCGGGGGUGGGGUGGGGAUCCGGGAUCCGGGGGGGCGGUGGCACAAAGGGGGAAAGGUCAGUAAAAGUUGUGGUAUCCACUCUGGCUAGCGCUCGGUGGACCUGUUGGUGUUGUUUGGUGGAGGGCGUGGUGGGGGAGGAGCUUGCCUGCCCCGCCCACCUCUGCAGCAAUAACGUUUUUGGGUCUCUCCCCUUUUGGAAUUCCAGCCCCCCCAUUGCCGGAGCAAUUUUACCCAGAGGCACAAUCCUAAUCGCUCUGCAAGGAAUUGCAGGUGACCGCCACCCUGAUUCAUUUUUAGUUUCUGCACGGGAAUGCUUGCAUCGAAACACUAGCUUCCCUCAACAAACCCCCCUCCCCCCGCCAGCGGCUUGCACUCUGUGUAUGCUCCAGGGCCACCCAUAACCGCUUGCUGUUCCUCGCCUAGCGUGGCAGAAGUCCAAACAGCGGCGUUGGGAGCCUUUGGGGGGCAAUGAGUGACCUGGCUUUGUGCAGAAGGGAGGGGGAGAUCGUCCCAAGCCGCCGGACGAGAGAGGCUGCUUUUUUUGAGUUUUUACAAAGUGGAGAACAACUGGUCUUGGCAGGUAGCAGGGGGGUGGGAAUCAGGCCGUAGGUGGGGAAUCAUCAUGGGGUGGCUAAAUGCUUUGUAGUAGAUCGGGGAAAGUUUCCGAGUCCUGGUUGUCCCAACAGCGAAAAGGAACCCCAAAAAUUUACCCUCUUCACAUCUAGUCAUUUUGAGACCCACCUGGAAGACCUCCCUGUUUUAGGUGACCGAUGGUGCAGUCCUAACUGGGUCUACUCGGAAGCAAAUCUUAUUCAGGAGGGCUUGCUUCCAGGUAAGGGAUUAGGAUUCCAGCUUAACAAAUUGAAUAAACAAGAAGUCCAGGGGGUCACUAGUGCAGCACACACUGUCCCGUCGGGAGCUCUUACGGCACCCACAAAAGGUCUCCGUAAAUAGCCCCCUCAAAAAAUUGUACUGUGCGAUAAACUGUUUGCUCUUCUUGCCCAGUUUGUGCUUCUACGGGUUCGGCUCUGCGGGCAGCCAAUUUUUUACUAUGCCGCACUCCUUUCCGCAACCCUUUCACGCCCCCAGAAUCCAUGCUCAAAAUGGCUUGCGAGCCCUGCGUUAAAUGGCACGGUUCGAAUCCCCGCGAUGGUGUGAGCUCCCGUUACUCGGUGCUAGCUCCUGCCAAUCUAGCAGUUCGAAAGGAUGCCAGGGCAAGUAGAUAGACUUAUAGAGUUGGAAGGGACCACGAGGGCCAUCCAGUCCAACCCCCUGCCAAGCAGGAAACACCAUCAAAGCAUUGUUGACAUAUGGCUGUCAAGCCUCUGCUUAAAGACCUCCAAAGAAGGAGACUCCACCACACUCCUCGGUAGCAAAUAAAUAGGUACCGCUGCGGCGGGAAGGUAAACGGCGUUUCCAUGCGCUCUGGUUUCCAUCACGGUGUCCCGUUGUGCCAUAAGCGGUUUAGUCCUGCUGGCCACAUGACCCGGAAAGCUGUCUACGGACAAAUGCCAGGUCCCUUGGCCUGAAAGCGAGAUGAGCGCUGCAAUCCCAUAGUCGCCUUUGACUGGACCUAACCAUCCAGGUGUCCUUUACCUUUACCAAAGUGUUAGGAAAUGCGGCCUGCAGGGUGCGGCUUGUGGGGUAGAGACAAUCGUUGGCGCUGCUCCCCAAGUUGCAUCAGGCUCUGGUCUCCAAGCCCCCCCCCUUUUGCUGCCGCCCUUGAAGUUCUAGUAAGAAAGCAGAAAAAAUAGCUCCCAUCGGACUCCUGAGCACUAAUAUUUGCCGCACGUGAUGCUCUCCUAACCACCAAACUGGAGAGGAAGUGGCUUGAGGAACGGAGAACUGUGCUUUGAUGUUUUGCUAAACCGGGGGUCAGACCUUGUGGGUGGCCAGACUAUAUUUUUGGGGGGGGGGAUGAAUGAAUUCCUAUGCCCCACAAAUAACCCAGAGAUGCAUUUUAAAUAAAAGGACACAUUCUACUCAUAUAAAAACACCAGGCAGGCCCCACAAAUAACCCAGAGAUGCAUUUUAAAUAAAAGGACACAUUCUACUCAUGUGAAAACACGCUGAUUCCCAGACCGACCGCGGGCCGGAUUGAGAAGGCGAUUGAGCCGUAUCCAGCCCCCAGGCCUUAGUUUGCCUACCCAUGUGCUAAACCUUGAGCGUGCAUCGCUUCUGCUUAACCUGGGAAGGAAGAACCUUCGGGGGCUGGUGGCGGCCCCUGGGACUUCUUCGUUUGGCCCCCUGGAAGUCUCCCCAACCCGCGAUCCUUUGCUGACCCUGUUCCGCCCAAUUCUCGAGCCAGUUUGGCCCGGCUGGAAGGUGCCCUCCGAUAACACUUCCCGCUUGCCUUGAUUGAGAGGGUGGGUGGUGGGUGUCAAAACUAGCCCACUGCCCGCUUGCCCUGUCCAGUUUCGCCUCUGGCCCCGCCCACCAGCAGGUUGCAAUCCCGCCCCCAGAUGGGAAUUGUCCCUCAAGCUGCCAGCAAAGAGAAAAGGUGGGCUGAGCUGAUUCCCGAACGCCGCCUCUGUUGUGUGUGGCACUUCGCAUGCGCCAACAAGCACCUAGGAAGUUUUUUGCCCACCCUAGCGUUUCUUCCCGCGCUCGCCCCGUUGCCCGUCGAGAACCUCCAUUAUCCGCAAGACGUCUCUGGUUCGAAUUUGAUCCAUGCGGCAACUCCCCAUUGUUUAACUUUCCCACCAUUCCUGCGCAUAGCGGCUCCCACAAGCGAUUUCUUUUUCUCUCUCUCAAUGCACAUGUUCUUAAGAUUCCUUCCCUGCUGGUGCAGUUUUAAGUCAAUGAGCACCUUUUUGUCAUUUUUAAUUUUUAAUUUUGCAUGUGUCUUGUUUUUAAGGUAGCACAGAAUCGAAAUUUUUUUAUAUAUAUCUAUAUCUAUAAAUAUAUAAAUAUAUUCAUCCCAUAUUCCUCCUUCCGGGUGACUUUUGACGUGGUGUCGGUUUCCCUUCCCCCAAACACCCCCUUCCUUAUCUGUGACCCACAUUCUUGCAAAUCUAGGUUCUUCCCAGUAUCCCAGCGGCUGACGUCCUUUUCCUUAUUACUUCCACCCCACUCCCCGAAGGUUUGAGUUGUGGGAAAGGGGAGGAGGGUGCUGAGGGGAGAAAAAUAAAAACAAUUCUCAACCCCCUCCUCACUUUUUAAUGUUUUUGUUUUCAACUCCUUGUUGUUGUUUUGAAAAGGAUACUGCAACUUCGUCUUCUCUUUCUGUAAGCUAGCUUGACUCUCUGUCCCCACCCCCCAUUUAAUGAAAGAAAUUUUAAGACAAAAAAGAGAGAAAUUUUCGUGUUUGUAUAUAUUCCUUUAGAGGAAGAGAGGAGAAAAAAGGAAGAAAGGAAAGGAAAAAAAAAAACUUUGUUUGCUUCAUGUGUUUAUUAAUCACUUGACCUAUAUAUUAAGAGGAACUGAGAGAAAUUAAUUCUGUAUUAAGGGUGUCUUAGCUGUGCCUUUUUCAAAUAAAAGAAAUCAGAUGGUUGGAUAAAA